AUGUUGGGGUGCUCCACCGGGGCAAGGAGGGCCUCGGGUGGUUUUGCAAUUGCUGGAGGCGUUGACGAGUUCCAGUACAUCAGCGCCCGCAGUGGACACUGGGCAGGAGGCAUAGCUCCGAGCACCCAGCAGUCAUUUCCAGGCGCUGCUGUGCGCAACGCCAUGUGGCCCUGCCGCACGCUGGGCAGCCAGCAAGGUACCAGUUCUGUGCAAGGGCUGCAGGGAGGCAGAGGCGUGCCUUCCAUAGCUAUACCUGUGGCACAGGGUGUGGAGGUGUGUGGAAUGGCUGAGAGCGCGGCCAUGGCUGCCAUGACAAUUCCCGUGGCACAAGGGGUGGUAGUCUGUGGGCAGCCAGAGAUCAGGGCUGUGACUUCUGUGGCUGUCCCAGUGGCCCAAGGUGUGCAGAUGCACAGGCCACCUGACAACAUAGAUGUGCGUGCAUUGGCCAUGCGUGUGGCACAAGGUGGCCAGGUGCAUGGGUUGCCAGAGACCACGGCCGCAGCAUCCAUGGUUGUUCCUGUGGCCCAGGGCGUGGAGGUUAAGCAGUCCAUGGAUGAGGAUGCAGCCCUUCCCAGUACCCAGUACCCCCUUCACCACACCUUGACAGGCACAGAUGCUAAGCAAGCAGGCUGGAGGAACUACUUGUCAGUUUAUGGGUCUGCUGCUGCUGCUGCUGCUACAAGCCAUUGUACCAUGUCUGGCGAACAGCAAGGUGCCGCAGGGCUGGUGGGUGCUGCUGUGCAAGAUGACCUGCUGCCUCCAUCGCUGGAGGGCCUCCGUGUCAUAGACUUGGCGAACCUUUCUCAACCUGCACUUGUGGCCACCGCUAGCCAGUCACACCAGGGAAAGGACAACCCAGUCGGCUCAGUUCUGAGUGGAAUUGUGGGUGGCAUGGAUGAGCGCGCAGUUGGCAAGACUGCAGCUGCUUUCAGUAUGGGAGGCUUUCCUGAAAACGACUACGAGCUCGAUUACGAGGGGGCUUGGCGAAACAUCUUGCGAGGACACAAAACUGUGCCUAUUCAAGAGUUCGACGCACGGACCCCACGGAAAUUUCAGGGUCGUUGGGAUCCGCACAAAGUGACAUACGUUGACCUGGAACACCUGCCCGACAACCAAAAGUGGUUUGUGACAGCCCUCGAAAGAUUUCUGGAGCGCCCUGUGAAGAUACCCAUCUUGGCAGAUGUGCCCAAACCCUUGGACAUUCAGCGCCUUUUUGUAGAGGUGAUGUCUCAAGGGGGAAGGGGCGCAGUUUCCAGGGCUGGGGGCUGGUCUCACCUGAGCUUCGUCCUGCAAGGCAAUUCCACGCUUGGCACCUGCCUUGAACAGGUUUACAACUACUACUUGGGCCCCCUGGAGGACCGCCUGCCCAGCAGCGUGCGCCCUGCACGCGCACGGCAGUGGAUGGAGCAGCAUGCCCAGCACCUGGCAGACCACUUCCCUGCAGGGAAAAGGUUCAAAGUGGAUGAGAUCGUUGGCAAUGCAAGGAAGCGUCUGAGGGCACUGGCCUCCAACAAAAGUGGGAAAGAAGAAGAAAAAGAGGAAGAAAAGCUGGAAGAAAAAGGAAAAGUGGAAGGAAAAGGAAAAGAGGAAGAGAAGGUGGAGGGCAAAGGAAAUGGUGACGAAAGGGACAAAGAAAAAGGUGCAGAGGCUGGCUCUAAUGCGGUGGAGGAAAGGGGUAGGGAGCUGCUGAAGCUGCUUGCAUUAGACGUGCAGUUGGUGCAGGUGCCGAAUUUUGUUGUGGAGGGCUUUAGGGACACUGUGGAUGGCAUUUCGGGCUUCGACGAGAAGAAUUCGGAGAUCGCCAGGCAGCCCGGUGCUGGCAGCAAGAAGAGGGAUGAACAACCCAAAGUUGGGCAAGAGCCCGUGGAUGGCGCUGCGUGGGCGUUGCUGUGCUCCUUCAGGGCCGUGCAGGAGGGCGCCCCUGGUGCAGGCUUGGAACCGCCUGUCUACAAACCUCCAGCACCGCCCUACUCUAGAUCCCAUCUGGAGCGCGCCUCAAUAGCGAAGCCGAUGAAGCAGAGAAGGUUUGCAGUCCCUGGGCCCAGCAGCAGUGACGGGAGGCUGGGUUCAGGGUCAAGGGGAGGGAGGCGAAUGCGAAGAAGCGUUGGGAGGACACCGAAGUGUGGUGCAUGCAAGACUUGCAUGCACCCGUCGAUGAAGAAGGCGUGCCUGACGAAUCGGGAGAGAAUCGAGCAGGGUUUGGAGCCGCUGUUCGUGCAAGAAGCCCCCACUCUGCAUUGA
Ostreobium quekettii is the source of this 2241-nucleotide messenger RNA. NCBI's taxonomy places the organism in Eukaryota, Viridiplantae, Chlorophyta, Ulvophyceae, Bryopsidales, Ostreobiaceae. The record is from the annotation of a GenBank genome assembly.